AUGGGUGAUAGCGAUGAUGAUUUUGAUAAUCGACGAAAUCGUGAUAAAUUUCGUCGUGAACGUGAUGAUUUUGGUGGAAAUCGGGGAAAUACUAAUCGUAAUAGUGGAGAAUGGAAUGAUGGAAGGGAUCGAUCAAAUCAAUUUCGACGACAAUAUCCUAGUGGCCCAUUACUAGGACGUGAUUUUCCACUAAGAUAUAAUCGAAGUCCUGCUAGAUAUGAUAUGAGUCCACCACAAACUAAACGUUUUCGACGUGAUUGGGAAGGUCCUGAUCAAUCACCAUCUCGUUUUGAUCCAACUAUUAGUUCACCAUAUCUUUCUAGUGGAGGAGGUUUUCAUCCGACUUUACCAUCAAAUAUUCAACCGACUACUGAUCAGUUGAAUAGAGAAUCAUCUGAUAAUACAACACAACCACCAUUACUUAGUUUUAAAAAUUUUCUUCUCGAUCAAGAUGAUAAUAUUGAUCAAGAAGAAGCUGUUAAACGUUAUAAUGAUUAUAAAACAGAUUUUAAAAAAACUCGAAUAGCUGAAUUUUUUACCGGACAUAAAAAUGAAGAAUGGUUUAAAUAUAAAUAUCAUCCAGAUGAAUAUCCAAAACGUCGUCAAGAACAAAAACAAAUAAUUAAAAAACGUUUGGAAAUUUUUAUGGAUCUUUAUAAUAAAGGUUAUCUGAAUAAUAUUAGUGUUGAUAUUGAAAAUCAACAUGCACUUAUAAGAUUUCUUGAUACUGCUGUCAUCAAAAUGGAAGGUGGAAGUGAUCAGGAUCUUCGUGUACUUGAUGUUAGUGGAUCAGCAAAUGAUGAAACUAAUUCGAAGAAAUCAUCUGAUAAUAAAAGAAAACGUGAAGAUAGUAAAUCUGAUGAUGGAACAGUAUCUGAUGGUGAUAAUGUAUCAUCGAUUCUUGAAUCAAAAGAUAAUAAUGAAAUAAAAUCAUCUGUACAAGAUAAUGAACAUGAAGCUGGUGAAGUACCUGAUGCACCAAGAUCAUUACAUCGAACAUCAUCAAUAUUUUUUCGUCAUUUACCUACGCAAACAACAAAAGAUGAUCUUGAAAAUAUUUGUAAACAAUAUGCUGGUUUUCGUCGUGUUUGUAUAACUGAUCCUGCACCUGAACGAAAAUUUUUUCGUCGUGGUUGGGUUACAUUUGAUCAUUCAGUUCAAAUUCGUAAUAUUUGUUAUGAAUUUAAUCUUACUAAAGUACAUGAUGUUGAUGUAGGUGCUAUAAUAAAUCGUGAACUUAAAAAUCGUGUUCGUACAAUAAAUGGUAUUGCACAUCAUAAAAUUAUUGUACGUAAUGAUAUUCGACUUAUAACAAAAAUUGUCAAACAAUUAGAUGAACGAUGGAAUAUUUGGGAAUCAAAUGAAAAUGAUCAUAAUGAAAAAAAGACUACAAUAACAAUUUCAUCAAUAACAGAUGAUACUGAAAUUUCAUCAUCAACAAUGAAUACAUCAUUAAUUCAAAAUAAAAAUCCUAUUGGUUUUGUUAGUUAUAAUCCAUUAUUAAAAAAUAUAACUAAAUAUCUUGUUGAAGAAGGUGAUGCUGAAGAAGAAGAAUUACUUGGUGAUACAUCAAUAACUAAUCAAAAUAAUUCAAAUACAUUUGAAACUGAUAAAGAAUUAACAAAAGUAUUAGAUCGUUUAAUUUUAUAUUUACGUAUUGUUCAUUCAGUCGAUUAUUAUAAUGGUACUGAAUAUGCUCAAGAAGAUUCAAUGCCAAAUCGUUGUGGUGUUAUACAUGUACGUGGUACAUCAUUAUCUUCAAUAACACAAAGUGAAUUAACAAAUUUUAUGCAACAAUUUGAAACACGUCUUAAAACAUUGAUUGAUUUUCAUGAAAAAUUAGAUCAUGAUGAAGCUUUAAAAUUAGGUGCAAAAAAUGAAGAAAAUGAAAUAGAAAAAUUUAUUACUGCAAAUUGUCAAGAAAUUGGUAAAGAUAAAUGGUCAUGUCCAUUAAGUGGAAAGAAAUUUAAAGGUCCAGAAUUUGUUCGUAAACAUAUUUUAAAUAAACAUCAAGAUAAACUUGAUGAAGUUAAAAAAGAAGUAAUUUAUUUUAAUAAUUAUUUAUAUGAUCCAAAACGACCACAAUUACCAGAGCAUCCAUCAAAUCGACCUGGAGCAACACCAACUGGACCAAAUGCAUCUGGUUUACCAUUACCAACACCAAUGCCCGCUCAACCAUUACUUACACGCACUCCGAUAUGGCCUCCUUUGUCUGCACCUCUUCAUUCUGGUCCACCAGGUUACUAUCCCAAUCAAUUUCAUCACGCUCGUCAUCCAAGACCACCAUUUAUGUUUCAAAGUGUCGGUGGACCUCAUGGUGGUGCACUUCAUCGACCACCAAGUAAUCGACCAUUAAGGAGUUAUGAAGAUCUAGAUGCACCGAAUGAAAUGUAA
This is a messenger RNA of Rotaria sordida, 2394 nucleotides long. The record is from the annotation of a GenBank genome assembly. NCBI's taxonomy places the organism in Eukaryota, Metazoa, Rotifera, Eurotatoria, Philodinida, Philodinidae.